Messenger RNA from Paraglomus occultum, 3189 nucleotides. The record is from the annotation of a GenBank genome assembly. NCBI's taxonomy places the organism in Eukaryota, Fungi, Glomeromycota, Glomeromycetes, Paraglomerales, Paraglomeraceae.
GAACAUAUUAUGGCUCUUUCUAAAGUCAAAGUAGUAGUAGGCAUCGUAAGUUUAAAGAGACAUGCGCACCGGAGGGUACAAAGACAGAAUGACAAGCUAAUUGUUCUUGUUCACGGUAAAGGUGGAAUUGCAUUCGCAUAUAAAGACGACGCACGACAAAUAGAAGUUAAUGAUAAAUGGCCAAGCCGUCCCGGUUAUUUGAAAACAAACACGGCCCUUCUUUACGACGAAAGCUGGAACGUUUUGAAAUGGGGAGCUGCUGCUUACCUUGGUCGGCCGCGGGCUAAGGAUGCCGAGAGAGCACGUCAAUUAAAACCAGUAGAACUAUUCAAGUUACAUUUAGGUGACAUACAGCCAGAAGAGAAGCCGCAACUGCCACCAGGAUUGGAUUUUAAGAAAGCCAUCAGUGAUUAUUUGGCCGAAUUGUGGCAAUGCACAAAAGAAAUUCUCGAAAAACGUUGGCCUACAGUUUCAAUGAGUGAAGAGGUCCUGAAGAUCUUGACAAUUCCUGCAGAAUUCAACGAAAAUACGAAAGCAGUGAUGAGAAAUUGUGCAGCUAAUGCAGGAAUUAUAGAUCAUGUUGAUUCACCAUUACUUGAAUUUACUACAGAGCCGGAAGCAGCCGCUAUUGAUUGUUUAGCAAAAGUUGAAGAUCAUUACGAUUUGGAACCGGGAGACAGUUUCUUAAUAGUCGACUGUGGCGGCGGUACAAUAGAUCUAACAAUCCGCACUCUCCUCCAGGGCAAACGUAUCUCAGAAAUCACUGAACGCACUGGCGGUUUUUUUGGUUCUACCCACAUCGAUCGGGCUUUUAGCCUUUAUCUAGCCCGUAAAGUUAACCUUGCCGCUUUCCGUGAACUGAAAGACAAUUAUUACUAUCAAUAUCAGCAAAUUAUCCGAAAUUUCUGUGAAAAAGCGAAAAUACCGUUUAAUGGCGAUGAGGAUGAAUUUGAACCAUAUAGUCUGGAUAUUGAUCGUACGUGCCCAGCAUUAAAAACAAUCAUGAAACAAAUGAACGUGCCAGAGGUGGAGCAAUUAGAAGAUGAUAAAUGGACGAUUGACGUAGAGUUUGAAGAGAUCAAAGAGUUUUUUGAUAAGACCAUUGUUCAGAUUUUGGGACUGAUCGAACAGCAGUUAGCUUCAGCCAAAUGCCGAGUUUCUGCGAUGUUCUUGGUUGGUGGGUUUGGCGAGUCGCAAUAUCUGCUUAGCAAAAUUAGGGAAAACUUUAGCGACAGGGUCCCAACCAUCGCAGUGCCUGCCCAGCCAAUCAUUGCCAUUGCUCGUGGAGCUGUAGCAUAUGGUCUUGAUAUGCGGGUGGUCCAGACACGUGUUUUAAAAUGGACAUACGGAAUCGAGGUCAGUUGUCCGUGGCAACCCGGUGACCCACCGCACCGCAGAAGCAGAGAUGGACUUCAGCAAACGUUCCAGAGACUUGCUAAGCGUGGUACCCAAGUCUCAGUAGAUGAAGACUUCCCGAUAGACUUGAAACCAACACAUGGCGCUCAGACAGAGAUGCAUUUUCCUAUAUAUUACACGUCAAAAGAUGACUCAAAAUAUUGUGAUGAUCUCGAAAUGCGGCGUCUUGGGUUACUAACCAUCGAUCUGCCUGCCACCCAUGAUGAAUCGGAAAGAACUGUAGAGUUCAGAUUGAUAUUUGGGCAAAUGGAACUCAAAGCUGCUGCUAAAAUUAAAAGGACAGACAGAACUUGUCAUGCAGGUAUCGAUGAUCCAGAACAAGACUAUCGCUGGGCUGUGAAAUUAUUCAUUCUCUGUCUUGUGAUUUCUUCUACUUUCGUAUACAACAUACAGGGAAUCAUUGAGAGAGAUGAUAUCGGACGUUUGUUUCUGAUGAGCGAUUUGUCAAAGCAUAUCAGUCCACCAAAGGAUACAAAGUAUCUGCCGCAUCUGGUGAUUUUGCUGAGGGAUUUUCAUUUGAAAGUACCGCCAGAUAUUAGAGGUCAUUUUAUGAACCAGCUAACUGCGGUCAAUCGUGAUGCUGCUGAAACGGUAAAAAAGUCGUUUGCGGACUUUGAUGUGUUUCCGUUAUCGCAUCCAUGUAGGCUGCAGGAAGACCUUCAUAGACUUAGUUCUCUUCCACCUUCUAAACUCGAUUCCACCUUCAUCGAUCAAGCUAUCCUAGCUAUAAAUUCAAUCUUUGCUUCUCUUUCUCCAAAAUACAUUUCAGCUACCACGAUGACCGGCCUUUCCUAUGCUAAAUUCCUCGAAGCAUGUAUCGACAAAAUGAAUGACCCUACAAAUUCGGGAGAGCUGUCCAUUCCAUCGGAAUACGAAUCUGUAGCCAUAUACAUUUCUCACAAAGUGACAAAAAGUAGUUUGACGCUAUAUAAAGCCAAGAUGAAUCUUUAUCUGAGGGAAAGAGGUGGAACGGCAUUGAUUUGGGAAGAAUUCAUAGAGGUACACGCGAUGGCGUUUAAAGAUGCUCAUUUAGCACUGUUGAAGAAAUUGAUUGGGACGGCGGCGCAGAUUAAGAAAUUUGAAAAGGCAUUUUUUGACAAAAUCGAAAGUCACAAGAAAAAAUAUCAGAAGGAGAAUAGCAAGGGUCUGUACAAGAUGAACGAGGUUAUUGCAAAAAAAUGCUGGCAUCGUGCUACGUCUGGGCUGAUGAUUAACAGUCGUAUGACUGAAUCGACUUUUAAAUCAAUCAUCCUUGAAUUCGAAUCCGAUUAUGGUUUGAGUUUGCUUAAAUGUCCAGAAGCAGCCCAAGUUUUGACUGACUUCCGUAAAACGCAUUAUCACGAGUUGCGUGAACAGCUCCUCAGACUCGGCGCCAUCACUCCCGAAACUGUUCGUCAGCAGACAGAACGCGAACGACUGGAAAGCGAGUUACUUUCUAUGGUUGUAGAAGGCGGAACGCUUCGUACGAACUUGGACUUGACUAAAAAAGAGGCAGGAUUGAUUAAUCUUCAAUUUAAACAGAAGAUAGAACAAUUGGAAGAUAAUAUAAAGCAGCAGGAUGUGAGCAAGAAGAAUUUAAAGGCUACGAUUGAGGAACAUAAGACAGUCGUUGAGGCUGUGGAAAAGGAGCAACAGACAAAAAUUAAUGGUGAUGAACAAAGGGUUUUGACUAAAAGGCAGAGGUAUAUGAGGCGAGCGGAAGAGGCUUUAACUGUUAUUGGGACUAUUGCAGGUAUUGUUGGAAGUCUGGCUACUAUAUUUAUACAUCACUGA